UACUUAAUAAGUGGUCUAAAUGUGAACAAGUGAACAAAGAAGCCUUUUUAAACAAUCUUGCGCUUUUUCAUGUGCAUUAUCUGGUAGCACUGCUGAACUUGGAUGUUGUUCAUAUUCGAUGGUGGUGCCUGUUCGUUCGCCCAGGGAUAUUUUGCUCGUUGAUUCUAUUUUCGUCUGGCUACUCCCUUCCUCCCUUUUCCACCGCCCGACUUGACCCACUGAAUUGGACCCGUUUGGAGGCAGAAUCCCGGGAUUGUCAUGAGUUGGCCACCACCUUCAUGGAGUUUACCAAAAUGGAGAGCAGCCUCCCAUGUUCCCCCUCCUGCCAAUCGCAUUCACGGACAUCCACGUCCUCCGAUGUUCAUGCCCAAACCAGUGAGUGCCCUGAGGACUGAAUCACCUCAAGUCGCUUCCCAUGGUUUUGCUCCUUCCGUUGGGAUUCCUUAUGGAAGCAUUCACUCCUUGGAAGAGGAUUCCAUUGGCCACGAAGCGGAGGGCAACAAAGAGGAAAUGUUCCCAUUGGGAAGGAAGUCUGAAUUCCAAAAAGAUCUCGAAUCUAGUCCCGGGUCGGCCUUCAUUGGACUUGAAUAUGUGAUUGAAAUACAACACAACACCUCGAAGAGGAUGAGUCCUGCCUACGCUUGUCUCCUUUGCGACGCCAUCAUCAAGACCAAGGAGGGCUCUGCAUCCACUUUAGACCUCAUCAAAAGCCACGUUCGAUCCUCGGCACACAAGUUGUCCUACUUGGAAAAGUUCUUCCCCACUUUGAAAGCUAAGAAAAUUGAUGUCGUCAAGCCCGUGGAUCAUAUAUUGGUGAACGGAAUCAUUGAAAAGAUCAUCCAGCAUUUAGGUUCCAUGCAAGUUAAACUAGUGGUUGGACACAAGUUAUUCAGGAAGAAAGCGCCAGAGAUCAAGCUUAUGGUGGACAAAUCUUCUCACCACUCCGAGAAUCCAAUUGUGUUGAAAUUGCUCUUCCCUCUUGAUACCUUUGACACAUAUCCGCCUCGAGAUUUGGUUAAGGAUGCAAUUCCGAAGCCAGUUCCGUGUAAAAGACCCAAUUCGCCAGACAAAAAACCUGAGUCAGUGUCUAGGGAAAAGAAUGAAAGCAAGUCAAAAUUGGAUGAUUACGCCGAUAUCUUCGAGGAGUUUGAAAGAGCCCAAAGAGAACAACAAGGAGGAGUUUCCGAGCCCUCGGAAAUGACUGACCCAAAGAGGUCUCGAAAAUUGUCGAGUGAUGACGAGUUACAAAUCAUCAAGGACACCAGUCGACGUCAAAGUUCAAGUCCCAAGAGAUCUCGCAGAAACUCUUCCAGAUCCAGGUCAAAAGAAAGAAGAUCGACUAGUCGGAGGGAUCGUUCACCUAGAAAGCACUCUCCGAGAAGACGUUCUCCAGGUAAAAUCGUGUCUAAAAGGCGUUCCAGAUCUCCAAAAAGACGCUCUGGAGGGAGGGAGGAAUCUUCCAAGAGAUCCAGGUCCCCCAGAAGAACAUCUCGAGAGCGAAGAUCUCGCGAUCGUAAACCCAGGAGAUCUGUAAGUCCUAGCAAUUCUCCAGCCAAACCUAUCAAUCCACGAACUGGCAAACCCUUUAGCUCCGAAUUCUUUGAUACCAAGCACCAACAGAUAAAGGAAUUUCAUCAAGCCCUCAAAGAAGUCACCCUCAAACACGGUUUGGAAAAGGACCAUUUCAUUGAGCAUGCUAGUGUGCACCCUGAUUAUACCCGAAGGUGGAACCGAUUCUACCGAGACAAACAACGUGAACACCAAUCGAUCACAAUUCAUAUGGAUUACAUCAAGGACGAAUGGGUCUUAGAGUGGAGGAGAUUUGUGGUUUCUGAAUAUGAGAGAUUGGUCAAAGAGGACCGAAACCGACUAAUGAACAAGUUUAGACUUUUUCACUCUGAUCUAAAAGAAUACGAAGAUUUCCAGCAAUUGGGAGAUGCUCAAAGUGAUCAGAAAGAGAAGUCCUUCAAAAUCCCUCCGAUAACCGACGUGAACCAAGUGGGUCCAAUUGAUGCUCAAGAAAUUGGAACUCGUGCGAAAUCAACUAUCAGCUCUCACCCUGAUUUUGCCAAUAGAUUCACCUCGGAGAAAAGUUCUACCAUGAUUGAAGUGUCGGUGAUUAGCACUUUAAGACUCCUGUCUGCUUUGGAAUCCCUUUUGGAUUAUCUUGGUCCCGAAAUCAAUGUCAGUUUAGGUAAAGCUAAUAACUUGGAAGUGAACGCGGGUUAUGGAUCAAGUGCUAGCAUGAUUAAUGACAAAAGCUUCUUCACGCUCAUAAACUCUGCGAGAGAAAAACUGGAGUCAAAAAUGGCCAAGAAUGCGAUCAAUCAGCAACAACUGAAAGUUUCUAGCAUUUGCAUUGAUAAUAUUCGGGCUCUAACGGAGCAAAGCAUUUGCAAGAAGCCAGAUAUUGUCGAAAAGCCAACAAGACCAGACAAUCCAACUCCCUCAACGUCGUCUGAGCUUGUGCUUGACUCCAAAUAUGACGCCCUCAAGGAAGCGAUUACCAAUACAGUCAUUGAGGAGUACCGAAAGUUGGGCCGAGAAAUCAGCGGUCCUCAAUUAACUUCCAUCGUUGAAAUACAAUAUGAACGCAUCAGAGGCCAGAUUAGAAACUCUAGCCCAGCACCAAUGCCCGCACCAAUACCCACUCAAACUGACCUCCCCGAUCCAAGCCCGUCCGUGGGACCAUCAAAACCCUUCUCCCCUCCAAAUCCACAACCCCUUUUCCAAGGAUACGCAAGUGAGCCCAUCAAUCUCAAACCAAAGCUUCUUCAAGUCAAUUGGAACGCUUUACAGAGUGCAUUGCUCACGGCAACAAGUUUGCCACCGGAACCAGCUGUACAAGUUUCUGAACAGCCCAAUGGAACUCCCCAUGAGAUGGAACCAACUGAGGACGACACGGAUUUUGAUGACCUCACUUUGGAAGACUUAACAUCUUUGUUCAAGAACUUCAACGAUCUUGAUGAAGAAAACCAAAAGAACCUCCUGGAGUAUAUGAAGCGGAUUGAGAAAAGUAAUCCUAGUAAAGUCACGGAACUUAAGCGGCAUAUUCAUGGCAAUGGCGCUUGAUUCAAGGUUUGAGAAUGGCGAAUAAAAUUGGAGUUCAACGA
Molecule: messenger RNA, 3113 nt
Organism: Tigriopus californicus
Lineage: Eukaryota; Metazoa; Arthropoda; Copepoda; Harpacticoida; Harpacticidae
Exons: 6
Coding region: 259-3072 (937 amino acids)
Source: RefSeq, a predicted model, not a curated record